AUUUCCACGCAGCAGCCGAGAGCACGACGAUCAACCACCACCUCCUGCAAUCAGAGAGCAUGUACGCCUUUCUCAAUGGGCUGAUCUGUCCUGUUGUAAAACUUUUUAGCUUAGAGCUUUCGGUGUGACUGCCAAUGUUCCUUUCGCAGUUUAGUGCCUGAGCCCGUCCUUGCUCCACAGUGGGACGAAGGAAACACACUUCAGUACUACAUGGAAAUCUUCGAGCCUGCUACAUUAUAAAUAAUUUUUCAAGAUGUUUUGCUGGGCGAGGACAUUUUCAACGGCCUCGCCUUUUCUCAAAAACGCCUCGAUGGCUUCCUCAUCCCUCCGUCACUACUCAUUCCAAGUCUUCCGCGAUGUACCCCCUCUCCGACAAUUGCGCCGGCAGUUAGUGCUGGAUAAGAAGACUGUAGGGUUUGUUCCUACCAUGGGGGCUCUUCAUGAGGGCCAUCUCUCUUUGAUCCGACAGGCCGCGACCGAGAACACCGAUGUCUUUGUCAGUAUCUACGUCAAUCCGACCCAAUUCGGGGUUACCGAAGACCUCUCAAGCUACCCUCGCACCUGGGAUAGCGACGUGGCAAAGCUGGAGCAACUGAACGAUGAAUUUGCCCGUCUCGGAGGGGAAACCGGUCGCAUUACUGCCCUCCUGGCCCCUACAUCGAAGGUCAUGUAUCCGACAUUGCCGCCUUCAUCGGAAAUCGAUGGCGAUGGGUCCUUCGUUACGAUAACUCCCCUUUCUAGGAAGCUGGAGGGCGCUUCCCGUCCGGUCUUCUUCCGGGGAGUCGCGACGGUUUGCAUGAAGCUUUUCAACCUCGUUCAAGCUGAUCGCGCGUACUUCGGACAGAAAGAUGUCCAACAGACGGUGGUUAUCAAGCGCAUGGUGCAAGACUUCCAUGUGGAUACUGAGAUCAAGAUUGGCGAGACAGUUCGUGAACAUGACGGCUUAGCGAUGAGUUCGAGAAACGUGUACUUGGGACAGAGGAGACGUGCUGUCGGCCUUGUCCUCUAUACUGCCCUGAAAGCGGCUGAGAAUGCAUAUGACUCCGGCAAGGUGGCUCGAAGUGAUAUUCUUGAUGCCGCAAAUAGUGUGACAUCGCAAGUUUUGUCUGAGCAGCAGGCUUUGCCGCCAUCUACAAGGGCUCUCUAUGAAGUCGACUACAUUUCUCUUGCUGACCCUGAUACGCUCGAUGAGGUAGACUCAAUCGAUCCCGCCAAGGGAGCCAUCAUCAGUGGUGCAAUCAAGAUGACUCCCCUCGAAGAAUCCAAGCCUGGCGAGGACUGCGGCCUGGGCGAUGGACAAGUCCCUGUGCGACUGAUUGACAACCUUAUCUUCAAACCUCGGGCUUGAGCCUUCAGCAAAAGGAUUAUACAUUCCUGAAAUAUACCGGUCAGUGUCAAAAGACGCGCUUAUAUAGCUAUAUGUAUCUAGAACAAUGGCCAAUGUACAUAUCUUGAAUAUAUAACGGACCAACGCUGCCCCAACAUUUGCGUCGAA
This is a messenger RNA of Aspergillus alliaceus, 1495 nucleotides long. RefSeq names its product pantoate--beta-alanine ligase PAN6. The record is from RefSeq and is a predicted model, not a curated record. Lineage: Eukaryota; Fungi; Ascomycota; Eurotiomycetes; Eurotiales; Aspergillaceae. The transcript has 2 exons. Gene Ontology annotation, biological process: pantothenate biosynthetic process. Bases 254 to 1348 code for a protein of 364 amino acids. Gene Ontology annotation, molecular function: pantoate-beta-alanine ligase activity.